Messenger RNA from Pipra filicauda (Wire-tailed manakin), 4376 nucleotides. RefSeq names its product liprin-alpha-4. The coding region runs from base 550 to 3618 and encodes 1022 amino acids. Gene Ontology annotation, molecular function: protein binding. NCBI's taxonomy places the organism in Eukaryota, Metazoa, Chordata, Aves, Passeriformes, Pipridae. The record is from RefSeq and is a predicted model, not a curated record. Gene Ontology annotation, cellular component: presynaptic active zone. The transcript has 23 exons. Gene Ontology annotation, biological process: synapse organization.
GGCGGCGGCGGCGGCGGCUUCCAGCGACUUCGGCGGGCGGUGUUUGAGGAGCUGCAAUGCCCAGCAGAGACACGUUUCCACGAGGGCAGUGACACCUGGCCCGGCCUUAGGGAGAGCAGCCCAUCGGCCCCAGACAUGCUUGGGCAGCCCCCAAACCCCUCGGACCUUCCCUGUGCUGCUGCUGGCUCGGGCUCCCCGCUGGGACGAGUCCUCAAGGGUCACUUUGCCCCGCUCUGAGCAGCCCCUGAUGCUGCAGCCCCUUCAGGAGGCAGCCCAGAGGUGCCCCAGGACUGUGGCAGUGACGAGCGGGGGGAUCUGAGACCCCGAGGACCUCGCUGGUGCCGAGGCCCCCCCCCCAUCCCGGCCGGGGCGAUGCCAACCCCCGCCUAGCCCCCGGGCGAAGGGAUGGGGGAUCCCCCCACCUCCAGCACCCCGCUGCCCCCUCCUGCCCCGGCUCCCCCGGCCCGUGGGGGCCCGUGGUGAUGUGAGCAGGGCCCCGAACCCCCCGGCCCCCAGCGCCCACCCUCAGGCACCACCGGCCCCCCCGCCAUGAUGUGCGAGGUGAUGCCCACCAUCAGCGAGGGGGACCCCCUGGGGCCCCCCCAGGGCUCGGAGGCCGACGCCGACUUCGAGCAGCUGAUGGUGAACAUGCUGGACGAGAGGGACAAGCUGCUGGACACGCUGCGGGAGACGCGCGAGACGCUGUCGGUGACCCAGAGCCGCCUGCAGGAGACGCUCCGGGAGCGGGACCAGCUCCAGAGGCAGCUCAACUCCGCCCUCCCGCAGGAGUUCGCGACGCUGACGCGGGAGCUCAGCGCCUGCCGGGAGCAGCUCCUGGAGCGCGAGGAGGAGAUCUCGGAGCUGAAGGCUGAACGCAACAACACCCGGCUCCUGCUGGAGCACCUGGAGUGCCUGGUGUCCCGGCACGAGCGCUCCCUCCGCAUGACCGUGGUCAAGCGCCAGGCCCAGUCCCCGUCCGGCGUCUCCAGCGAGGUCGAGGUGCUCAAGGCUCUCAAGUCGCUCUUCGAGCAUCACAAGGCGCUGGAUGAGAAGGUCCGGGAACGCCUGAGAGCAGCCCUGGAGCGAGUGGCCACCCUGGAGGAGCAGCUGGUGGACGCCCAUCGGCAGGUGGCAGCUCUCCAGCAAGGAGCCGUGCGGGAGGCCCCGGCGGGAGAGCGGGAUGAGCCCAAGGAACCAGCCCCGAAGCUUCCCUGGAAGCGACUCUCCAACGGCUCCGUGCACCCGGAGGACGAGGCCGGGCGGGUGGUGGAGCUGCAGGAGCUCCUGGAGAAGCAGAACUUCGAGGUGGUGCAGGCCAAGGAGCGCAUCUCUGCUCUGGCUGCCAGCGUGGCUGAGCUGGAGGAGGACCUGGGCACCGCCAGGAAGGACCUCAUCAAAUCCGAGGAGAUGAGCAGCAAGUACCAGAGGGACCUGCGAGAGGCCCUGGCACAGAAAGAGGACAUGGAGGAGAGGAUCACCACGCUGGAGAAGCGCUACCUGGCAGCCCAGAGAGAGGCCACCUCCAUCCACGACCUCAACGACAAGCUGGAGAACGAGCUGGCCAACAAGGAGUCCCUGCACCGCCAGUGCGAGGAGAAGGCCCGGCACCUGCAGGAGCUGCUGGAGCUGGCGGAGCAGAAGCUGCAGCAGACGAUGCGCAAGGCGGAGACGCUGCCCGAGGUGGAGGCGGAGCUGGCCCAGCGCAUCGCCGCCCUCACCAAGGCAGAAGAGAGGCACGGGAGCAUCGAGGAGCAUCUCCGGCAGCUGGAGACCCAGCUGGAGGAGAAGAACCAGGAGCUGGCCAGGGCCCGGCAGAGGGAGAAGAUGAACGAGGAGCACAACAAGCGGCUCUCGGACACCGUGGACCGGCUGCUGAGCGAGUCCAACGAGCGGCUGCAGCUGCACCUCAAGGAGAGGAUGGCAGCCCUGGAGGAGAAGAACACAUUGUUACAAGAGCUGGAAAACACCCAAAAGCAGAUAGAGGAACACCAGCACGACAAGCGGCGACUGUCCGACGAGAUCGACAAGCUCAGGCUGGAGGUGGAUCAGCUCAAGACCAGGAGUGGGACCUUCGUGGAGAGUGUUCACUCCAGGUCCCACAUGGGCAGUGCCACAGACCUGCGCUUCCCGCUGGUCCACGCGCCCGCCGAGCCCUUCGGAGCGGCCCCGGGGCUGCCCCGGGCACAGAAGGGUCGGUUCGCUGCCAGGAGGGAGGAGCCAGCCAAGGACUGGGAGCAGGCCCAGGCAGGUGCUGUCCUGGCCACAGGGCCCCACAGCUUCGACAGCGACCCCGACAUCUCGGACGUGGACGAGGACGACCGCGAGACACUCUUCAGCUCCAUGGACGUGCUCUCCCCUGGGGGGCACUCGGAUGCCCAGACGUUGGCCAUGAUGCUCCAGGAGCAGCUGGAUGCCAUCAAUGAGGAGAUCAGGAUGAUCCAGGAGGAGAAGGAAUCCACCGAGCUGCGCGCGGAGGAGCUGGAGACGCGCGUCACGAGCGGCAGCAUGGAGGGCCUCAACCUCACCCAGCUCUGCAAGAGGGCCUCCAUCCCCACCUCCCUGACCGCCCUGUCCCUGGCCAGCUCGUCCCCCCCCCUGAGUGGCCGCUCCACGCCCAAGCUGAGCUCGCGCAGCGCGGCGCAGGACCUGGACCGCAUGGGCAUCAUGACGCUGCCCAGCGACUUGAGGAAGCACCGGAGGAAACUGCUAUCGCCCGCAGCUCGGGACGAGAGCCGGGAGGACAAAACCACCAUCAAGUGCGAGACGUCCCCGCCUUCCUCGCCCAGGGCGUUGAGGCUGGAGAAGCUGGGUCACCCUGCUCUGAGCCAGGAGGAUGGGAAGGGCUCGCUGGAGGAUCAGGCCAGCAACCCCAGCAGCAGCCAGGACUCCCUGCACAAGGGCUCCAAGAGGAAGGGGAUCAAAUCCUCCAUCGGGCGCUUGUUUGGGAAAAAGGAGAAGGGUCGCUUGAUCCAGCUGAGCAGAGAAGGGGCCACGGGGCAGGUGGUGCUGACUGACGCGGAGGGGAGCAUCCAGGACCCCCUGGGCCUGGGCAAGCUGGGAGCUCAGGCCGAGAAGGAUCGGCGCCUGCGGAAGAAGCACGAGCUCCUGGAAGAGGCCCGGAGGAAAGGGUUGCCCUUUGCUCACUGGGAUGGCCCCACUGUCGUGUCCUGGCUGGAGCUCUGGGUGGGGAUGCCAGCCUGGUACGUGGCCGCGUGUCGCGCCAACGUGAAGAGCGGGGCGAUCAUGUCGGCGCUGUCGGACACCGAGAUCCAGCGGGAGAUCGGCAUCAGCAACGCCCUGCACCGCCUCAAGCUCCGCCUCGCCAUCCAGGAGAUGGUGUCCCUGACCAGCCCCUCGGCACCGCCCACCUCCCGCACGUCCUCUGGAAACGUCUGGGUCACCCACGAGGAGAUGGAGAACAUGGCAACCUCCACCAAGACGGUGAGGCCGAGCAGCCCCGAGCUCACCGAGCUCUGGGCGUGUGUUCAUGCCCCAAACCCCAGGAGGGAAAGGGAUCUCUGCUGCCUCUUGUGUGCCAGCUCUUGGCCAGCACCCUGCACCUGCUUAGAAACCACCUCUGAACCUUUGAUAUCCCAACAAUUUCUAGAACUGGCUUAAAAACCAUCAGAUGCAUUUUUGUUUGUCGAGCCCCCGUGGCUUUGUAGGGCAUCCUGUCUGUCAGCUGGGACUUAAAGGCAAAAAGCAAGAGAGAUCCCAAGAUUGAGUCCCUGCAUCAUUCUGCACCCAGAGAAGCCUCUGCCUCACGCCCUGGUGACCUCAGCACACCCAAAUAUUGUCCCUGCUGCCUGUCCCUGCUGCUGCCUGACGGCUCGGGGUCCUCCAAAGGGAUGUGGCUGCUCCCCCAAAAGCUCUGGCUCCUUUAGAGACGUAGCCACGCUCCCCUGUCUGCAACUUAAUGACCCUGUGGCUCAGAACAGGGGCAGCAUUUUGGAUUUGUUGUGUGAAUGUUGUUGUUGCUCCCUGGGUUGGAGCAACCUGGUCUGGUGGAAGUUGUUCCUGCCCAGGACAGGGUGUGGAACGAGAGGAGCUUUGAGGCCCUUCCAACCCAAACCACUCUGGGAUUCUGUGAUUUUGGCAUUUUAUUGAAGCUUUUUUCUGCUGUUUGAGCAGCAUAGACCUGUGACUGGCAGGUGCUUUUUGGGUGGGAGGGCUCUGAGGUGUGGCAGGGAGGUGACACUGUCCCCUGGCAGGUUUUGUGUGGAAAACCAGCCCAGCUUGAUAAGGAAGCUACAAAAUCAUUCAGUUGGGUUGGGCAGCCCUUCUGGGGGGUGGUGACCCAGGAACUGAAGUUUCUCUCUGCAUCCAUCUCACCUGGGGGGACACGAGAACUCCCCGAUUUCCCAGGGAAGGCGCAG